Molecule: messenger RNA, 729 nt
Organism: Ascoidea rubescens DSM 1968
Lineage: Eukaryota; Fungi; Ascomycota; Saccharomycetes; Ascoideales; Ascoideaceae
Product: CTAG/PCC1 family protein
Exons: 2
Coding region: 332-589 (85 amino acids)
Source: RefSeq, a predicted model, not a curated record
UAUUAGGGUGAGAGGUGUCUUUUUGUAAGUUGUAGUCGAUGUUUUCUUCGUCUUUGAUUGCUGGCUCUAACCUGAUAAAGUCAAUAAUUGUAGCCUCAAAACUAACCUCAAAACCAACCUCAAAAUUGAUCUUGAGAUUGAAUUCAUCUCAUCCUCAUCUCAUCUCCAGCUCCAGUUACAUCUUUCUCAGCUAGCUUCUGUUUACUCCAUACAUUUUUUUUUCUUUCUUCAGAUCUCCUAUUUAUACGCUGCUCCAUUUUGGGUGUUUAACAAAAAGCUUACUCUCUUUUUCCUGCUUGUUCUUGUAUAUUCUUCUUUCUGGGCCUAUAAAAUGUCUUUCACCUCCUCUUUAACUCUUAAUAUCCCCUUUCAAUUGCAAAAUCAAGCUUCCAUAGCUUUAAAAACGUUAUCUGUGGAUCCAAUCUUAAGACCUGAUGACGCGAAAGUAUCUUAUCUGAUUUCUUACAUUAGCAACUGUCAUUAUCUACAUAUAGAUUUAUACGCCAUAUCUGACAGAGUUCUUCGAGUACUAGCAAAUAACAUCAUCGCAUCUUUGAAAACAAUCGUUGAAUGCUUCGAUGAAUUUUAACGAUUCGAAUUUGAUCUUGAUCAUCAGAAUAUAUAUAUUGCAUACCUAAUCAAAUAUAUAUAUUCAUAUAUUUCCUAAUCACAAAAUACAUUAGGCAAUUGCACUGCUAUUAUAAAUGGCUACAUACUGAAUAGUCUAAU